Molecule: messenger RNA, 7799 nt
Organism: Podarcis lilfordi (Lilford's wall lizard)
Lineage: Eukaryota; Metazoa; Chordata; Lepidosauria; Squamata; Lacertidae
Source: the annotation of a GenBank genome assembly
GGAGCAGGUUGCCAUAGUUACGGCUCCUCCCGCCGCGCACGGCUAUGACGUCAUUCCCAGUGGCCCUGUGCGCCUUGUCCUUUCCGGAGGCUGAGCGGCUGGGAUCGGCCUCCGAUCGGGAAGGCGGAACUCCCUUCUGGGUGAAGGCAGGGGGUCUUGUUGCUCUGGGUGGCGGGCGCGGCUGUGGUUUGCUGGGCGUCAGGCAGCGAUGGAGGGCAAUAGGCGAAACGGCGAGAGCAGGCGGUGUUGGAAAUGGAGGUCUUUGUGGUGGGGGCGAGGACAACAGGGCUCAGCAUUUAUAGGGCGUUUUGAAAGGUCCAUAACGACGGGCGCAUAUAGAAACCCUUCUGAAACCCAGAAAGAUACGUUUUCGUCCAUCCUCCCAGUGGGGUGGGUAGGAGGGAGCCUGAACCUCGGCUGCCUAAGGCUAGUUUGUUUAUUUUCCAGAGGGGUAGCCAUGUUACUCUGUAGCAGCAAAAGCGAAAAGGCAUCUUGAAGGCAAGUAACUUUACGGAGGUGCGAGUCAGAGCCAUGACUCCACCUCAAAGGGAAGGGGGAGCCAGGAUUGUUGCCGAUUCUGUGAUUAAUCACCAUGCUUUUAUAUUGCAUGUGUCUAAGCUUGACAUAAUAGAACACUUGUUUUAAUACAGUAAUUGUAAGUUAUUGUAUUAUUAUUUUAGAAAUACUUUGGAGAACUGAAUCGCUGUUACGGGUUCUAGGUGAGUUUGGUCUAAACUGCAUUGUCUUAAAGUGCUUUCUUAAAGUCUCUUCUAUGGGAGUGGCAGUCACUGGGUUAUAUAGAAGAUAAUGGAGCGGGCCUAAACCUAACUCUUUGUUUCCUAACCCACAUCACAGCUUAUUAAUUUGUCCCAUAGAAGGCAAUAUGAGAUACUGAGAUGAAUAGCUACCUCUGGUUAAUGGGUUAUGAAACCUGGCCCUCAACUGAUGUGGGUGAGAGGCAAAUGGGAUAUAGGACUUGGGAGCUAAUUUACGCUGAAGAAGUUUCCUUGUUUAGGGGAAGGAUGGGAAAUCCACAGCCCUCCCAGUGUUGUUGAACUACCAACUUCCAUAAUCUCUGACCAUUGGUCAUGCUGGCUGGGGCUGAUAUGAGUGGGAGUGCCAACAUCUGGAGGGCUGCUGGUUUUCCAUUUCUGGCUUAGGAAACAGUGACAUAUGCAGGUUUGACAUUGGCCAUGGCUAUUGAGCUUUGCCGUAACUGGACAAACUAGAAUUGAGCCACAUAAAAACACUCAACACUUUGCUGUGUAUUGCAGGAAAAACUAAAGCAGUGAUGAUAAAGUUGUAUUUCUGGGAAGCUACUGAUAAGUUUCCGUAGAAUCCGGGUGUUCCCUGAAAGGCAGCCUGAAACCCAUCACAUUACAUAGCUCAGCUGGUUAGAGCGUGGUGCUGAUAACACCAAGGUUGCAGGUUCAAGCUCCAUAUGGGACAGCUGCAUAUUCCUGCAUUGCAAUGGGGUUGGACUAGAUGAUCCUCAGGAUCCCAACUAUGAUUGUGUGGCAUAAUGCUUUAGUGCAGGCAUAGGCAAACUCGGCCCUCCAGAUGUUUUGCGCCUACAAGUCCCAUCAUCCCUGACCACCGGUCCUGCUAGCUAGGGAUCAUGGGAGUUGUAGGCCAAAAACAUCUGGAGGGCCAAGUUUGCCUAUGCCUGCUUUAGUGUAUAGUAUGAGAUGUGAAAUGUGGUGAUGGCUCUAAAGUUGACUAUAAUGGACUUUCUUAGGUCAGUCUGUUCUGUCUUAGAGUGCUUAUUUCUCUUACCUUCCUGCAAUCUCUUUGUAGGAUAUGCUUCUUUCUCAGACAAAUAUACAACUUUAAAUAAUAGUAUUGUUGCGGAGAUUUAAGUCCCAUGUUUUCCCUUCAGAUCCUAGUGCAUGGCCUUGGAGCCAGUGGUUACACAGAUAAUGGGUCCAGAGAGGAUCUGUCCAAAUGAGCACGAAGAGCUGGGGCUGCAAGAGACACCUGAUGGAACCCCUGAACCUGCUGGGGAGUGGAGUAGUGAAGAACCUGAAGAGGAGGAGGAAGAUGGUAGUAAUGGCUACUUGUACCAGCCACUGAAUCAAGAUCCAGAUCAGGGACUAGCAGCAGCUGAAGAAACGGAACCCAGCACAGAGCCAACGCCCGAUAUCAAUGAGCGACUUCAGGUAUCACAGUUUUGUUUCAAGUAUGUGUCCUGGGGUUCCUCAAGGUGGGGCCACAGAUUCUUGCAUGCGCAUGCCUUUGUGCUGUGCUUAAUGCUUGUAAUGGCUUUAUGCACUGCAUGCAGGCAAUGAGACUGCAUCUGCCUGACCCACCUGUGGACAGCGAUGAGGAGGAGGGAUCUGCAGCUCAAAACUCUCGCAGCUCUAUCCCUAUGGAUCCAGGUAACAUAAUAUUGAAGCAGCUUUAUUUAUUUUAGUCUUUAUAGUCUCCAGAGAGAAUUGCCAGCCUUAGAACUUUGGUGUCUGUAAGUCCUGCCACAUUCAGCCCAUGUUAUAUUUUCCCAUUCUGCGUUUUUUAAGGCUUGUGAUUAUCUAGUUUAUUCUCUAGAUAUUCUCUAGGUCUCUAAUGUUCCAUAACCUCUAAAUCACAUUUCUAUCCUGCCAUUCCUACAUAGAAUUGUAGAGUUGGAAAGGAUCCCAAAGGUCUUCUAGUCUAACCCCCUGCAAUGCAGGAAUCACAAAUAAAGAAUCCCUGACAGAUGGCCACCUGACCUCUGCUUAAAAACUUCCAUUGAAAGAGUCCACCACCUGCCAAGGUAGUUGGUUCCACUGUUGAACAGCUCUUACAGUCUUGAAGUUAUUUCUAUUUAGUUGGCAUCUCCUUUCUUGUACCUUUAAUCCAUUGGCUCAGGUCCUAGCUUCUAGAACAGCAGAAAACAAGCAUGCUCCCUCCUCUGUGUGACAGCCCUUCAGAUAUCUGAAGAUGGCUACUGUAUCACGUCUCAGUCUUCGCUUUUCCAGGCUAAGCAUACCCAACCCUUAACUCCUUCUUAAAUCUGGUGCCCAGAACUGGACACAGUACUCCCAAGUGGGAUCUGACCAAGGCACAAUAGAGUGGUCCUGUUACUUCCCUUGAUCUGGACACUAUACUUCUGUUGAUGCAGCCUAGAAUAGUGUUAGCUUUUUUUUUGCUGCUGCUGCAUCACGCUGUUGACUCACAGUAAGCUUGUGAUCUACUAGGACCCCUAGAUCCUUUUCACAUGCACUGCUGUGUCAAGCCAGGUGCCGCUGAUCCUGUAUUUGCACAUCUGAUUAUUCCUAAGUGUAGAAGCUUACAUACAUCCAUACUGAAAUUCAUUUUGCUAGUUCCUGUUGAACUGCUUGUCAUGAUUUUUGGUCCUGUUCUCCAAUCAGUUAAGAUCCUCUUGAAUCCCGAUUCUGUCUUCUGAGGCAUUACAUGCUCUUCUCAGUUUGGUGUCAUGUACAACUUUGAAGAGCUUCUCCUCUAUUCCUUCAUCAAAGUCAUUUAUAAACAUGUUGAACAACACCAGGCCCGGGACAAAAUCUUGCAGCACACCACUUACCACUUUUUUCCAGGAUGACAAGGAACCAUUGGUGAGCACCCUCUGGCCUUGGUCAGCCAACUAUCUACCAAUCCACCUUACAAUAGCAUCAUGUAGCCCACAUAAAGUGCAAGGUAGCAGAAGGGUUAUUUCACCUGUGUUCAUGAUCCCUUUUUAUGAUUAAGUUCUAUAUAAAGGCCACACAUAACUACCCUCUCAACCUAAUCUACUUUACAGGGCUACUGGGUCUAAAUCUGGCUUCUCCUUGCUCAAGUCCAAACAUACAGUGUCCUCUAGCUUUCAUGGCAUUUCUCUCUCCAUUCUUGCCAUUCAGUUUUAGCACUUGUCUGAUACUAGUGCAUAGCUGUCAACGCUUCCCUUUUUUAAAGGGAAAUUCCCUUAUUCCGAAUAGGAUUCCUCGCAAGAAAAGGGAAAGGUUGACAGCUAUGUACUAGUGUCUUAUUGGCUGCACAGUUUUGCCUGGUAACUCUGUUUGUGGGUUGGCUAAUUGCUAUGGUGGUCUCUCUUGUUCAUAAGAUUUGUGGGGCAGCAAUCGUUUUUGGCUAACCAGUCCCUAGUUCAAGCUUACCAUGGGCCCAUAAAUGCGUCCCUCACUCCCCCUCCCCAAGUAAACCUGAGCCUUCAUCCUGGGUUGCUUGCUACCUUGGAUGAGCUGCCCUUUAUCUAUUCACAGACUGAGUACUGCAUGAAUAUGGAAAUCCUUGGAAAGGAAUUGUGUUGAGUCUAGGGGGUGUGGUGUUGGCGGCUGGUUUCCUUUUGUGCUGCCCCUCUCAUCCCUCGGCUGUCUUUGACUCUAGAACACGUGGAGCUGGUGAAAAGGACUAUGGCCGGAAUCAAGCUCCCCACGCUUGGAAUCCCUGCGUGGGCCAACGAAAUCUCGGAUGACCAGUGGCAGGAUAUGGUGCAGCGAACCCUGCAAGCCCGCCAGAGCCAGAGCAGCCCCAAGCCAGAAUGGAAGUGAAGGCCGGCUCUUCUGCAUCCUUGCCUCCAGCCGAAAGAGCUAAACAGAAGUGCUGCACUUUAAACCAUUGUCUCUGAACUGCUUGGGUUAGAUAUUUAUCUUUCACCAGCAUUGAAACUCUGUGUUCACCUUGUCGCAUUGAAAAUAUGGCCUAAUUCAUAAGGGUUUUUUUUUGUUUUUGUAACGCCCAGUCAUAGCUACUUGAGUGGUGGUGCUAGUGAUAUCAGGCUGUUUUCCUAAGCUUGGGGAGGGAGAAGCCUCUAAGAGAAAUGACCGUCUCAUGAAAUCGCCCUUCGACAUGCAUGAUUCUAGCCCUGCUGUUUAGUCUCUCCCCCACCAGCCCCACCCCCCUUUUCCAAGUGACACACAGGCUAAAGAGCUAAACAUGGCCAUGAGGUGGAGUCCAGCGUGUCAUCUUUUCAAGAGAUCCAUUUUAUUUAGUUCUGUACAUACAGGGACAUCUGUACAAAAUCCAACACUGUCAUACUAUGUAAUACUCUACUGAAAAUAAAGUACACCAUAUGUACAUAAUGAACUGUAAAGCAGCUUAAUACUUGUGUCCAGAGAGUGAAUGCAUCACUUAAGUUUUGCUUGCGCCCCCCACUCCCUUUGAGAAGGGGCUAUGUAAGAAGUGAAAGAGGCAGCUCCAACCCUGUCCAUGUAAAAAGUAGGGAAAGUAUACAAGCAAAGUGGGAGAAACACAAGGGAAUCUUUUUUUUUAAAAGUAGAGCUGGAUUAAAGUGAAUAGUGACCUGAAGCCGUGUGCUUGAGGUGCUCGUUUUGGCUGGAAGGCGUUAGUUCUUUCGCCCCCUUUCUCACACAGCUUCUCCCAUCCCCGUGAAGAUACAUAGGACACUGGAAUGAAUUGGCAGCAAACUAAACUUUAAUGUUAGGUACCAAACACAAGUUCCCUGACCCCAAACAAAGAUUAGACAGAGGCUAUAUUUACAUCUAAGUCAUACAGCACAUGAUGCUCAAUUGCAGCCCUGCUCCACCAUUGCAAAACUCCAGCAGGCAGAGAAGGGCUGUGUUGUGUAUGGGGCUAGGUGGGGGGAUGUGCCCUAUAGUUCUCGUCUGCAGAGCCCAGCCUUGGGUGGGGGUGGGGGGCACAAAUUGACUGAAUUGCACUUUGCUUUAGAAGAGUUCCAAGUCAAUAUCGUCCCUCCAGCAGCUACACCUGAAGCCCAGUGGCCACUCAGUUCAUUCUGGUUCCUAUUCAAUUCUACCACUGAAAAGACAGGCAAAUAUAUUAAAUCAAAACUCCCCCUUUCCUUUUGUGUCAUGGUUUUCUGCUUCCCUCUUGCUGCUUCAGUUGGCACACGGCAAGAGGUUUAAGCAGAUCUCACUCAAAGAAGGGCUUUAGUGUUCAGAGAAACUGUUCACCAGUCAGCCAGAGCAUCUUCAACGGGUAUUGAAAAUAUUUUGGCAGCAGACAGUGGAGGAGCUAUGAUUGAUUGAUGAGCUGGAUGUCAGAGUACUAAUAGCCUGUGCCUCACCUUCCUUUCCAAACUAAUUGGCAAAUUCAGAAAAGCAACAGUGCAGAUCAGUUACCAGUACAGGAAAGUGGGUACCUUUAGUGAGAUGCAGGCAGAUCUAUGAAACUGGGCUUUAGGGAACUUGGAACAAAAUUAAUCUAGGUACAGAAGAAAUAGGGAGAAACACAACAGAAGUGAAGUAGGUGUGUAGAUAAUGCAAUACAGCGUAUGAAGAUUUAAAGUGUGAUGUAGACUGGAGAAAGAGGCUUGCAGUCUGAACCUCCCACACCCCACGGUUGCCUCACUGCUUUCAAUGGGAUUUACUUCUGAGUGAGUGUACUUGGAUUUACAGCCUUAAAUUAAUUGUAGAAGACUGGAACCUAGAAUCUGAGGUGGGGAAACGCAAGUCAGAAUUCAUAAAAGAGAAGGUUGACGUGGAAUUGAUUAGGAAUGAGGGACCUCCCCUUUUGUGACCUUCCAUGAUUCUGAAAUUCAAUCAGCAAUCUGUAAACAAUGGCAGCAUAUGAAGCUAAUUCAAGUUUAAUAAGGAGUUGGUCAGGAAACUACCUAGCUACCUCAAAUGAGUUCAAGGCUUCAGGGCAUAUAGAUCACAUCGUAGAGUACUAAAGGAAGUCACUAGUUUACUUGCAGAAGCACUAAUUGAAAAAACCCUGGAGAAUGGUUGUGAGGCAUCACAGGACUGGAGACAAGCAACUGUUGCUCCACUUUGCAAAAAGAAAUAUCUAGGAAAUCAUAGACUGGUCAGUCUGACUAUGAUACUAGAACAAAUUAUGUAUAUAUACAAUCUUGAUAACAAUUAGUUGAAGUCAUAAUGGAUUUGUCAAGAAUCUCAGACUUUUUUGAUCAGGUCGUUAGCUUGGAGUGUGGGAAUGCUCUGGAUGUAAUUUAUUACAGCUAAGCAUUUGGCAAAGUCUUUUUAACAUUUUUGUUGGUGAACUGGUUAAAUAUAGGCUAGAUGAGAAGUAAUAGUUCCAUUUUACUCUACACUAGUCAGACCACAUCUGGAGUAAUGCGUCCAGUUCUGGGUGCCCCAACUUUGAGGGAGACCACUUAAUGGUUUUUCUCUGCCUGUUGUAACCUGCUGUGCUUGAUGCUGUAUGGUUUUUACUUGUAUUUUUAUUGCUUCUUUUAUUUCUCAUACUGUACUACAAUUUGAAUUGUAUAGAAUUCUAUGGAAUUCAAAUUGUAACUGUUCUUCAAACACAUUUCCUGGACCACCGGUGGUCCAUGGAACCCCUGAUACAGACAACUGGAUUUAGCGGAGGCCAACAAACAUGGUCAACUACAGAAAACAAGUCUCAUAGGGAUACAUUAAAGUAACAGGGGAUGUUACAGCUGCAGAAGAGAAGACUGAAGGCGGACAUGCUAGCGCUUGAAAUACCUGAAAAGCUAUCACAAAGAAGGCAACCAUUUGUCCUUUUCUGCCCCUAGAGGGGAGGGCAAGAGUAGAUCUUAUGGCCUUAAAUUACAGGAGGAUAUAUUUUGGUUCACUAAUAGGAGAAAAUUUUUGAAGGUAAGAGCAAUUUGACAAUGGAACCAAUUACCUAGAGGCAUGGAAGGCUGUAACUUACAGGAACUCCACAAGGGGAUGUUGGAUGGCCACCUCUAGCACACUAUAGCUCUGGAUUGCUUGCACUGAGCAGGAGAUUUGAGUCAGUGGCUCACAAGCUAAAACCUAUAGCUUACAGGAAAUGGGGUAAUCCUCUCUGGCUACCACCCUAAAAUGAGCCUUUCCUAUCUCUUGCUCCGAGAUUUUCCAAGAUGAGGCCCAUGGAACUAGAACGGCUGAAAUGAACUUGAGCACACUGUGGCUUAGUCCCUG